UUUCAGUGGAGGGCCGAGGCCAUUGUCUGUCACACAGUUCGAGAUUUUUAUUGUAUUUUUCUCCUCAAAAAUAUUAAAUUUUGAUUCAUAAAAUCUAUAUUAUUGUGUUAUUAACAGGAAUUUAGCUGAUCGGGAGUCGAUAUUCUGAGUGAUAUGGAGGGUGAGUGUCCCUACAAGAAGGUCAAGCUGAAUCACGAAGUUGAGAAUGAGAGUGAACUCAGGAAAUUCCGUGUACUGGACGAACUUGGCGAGGCUUCAGAAUCUGAAGAUGAGGGAUCCAAAUCUGAGGGUGAAGAUGAUGAGAGUCAGUCGGAUUUUGAAGAAGAAGACAUUGAGAAUUUACUGGAUGCCGGACUUCCGGAAGAGCUACGUAACAAAAAGAAACAGUGUCAGUAUGAAGAACGCUCCAAAAUUGUGCUGGAAGAGAAGGGUCGCAAUCACUUUGAAGUACUGCCCGAGGGAUGGGUUCAGGUGACGCACAACAGCGGGAUUCCACUGUAUUUGCACAAAGUCUCACGCGUCUGCUGUGCCUCCAGGCCUUAUUUCCUUGGACCAGGAAGUGUUAGGAAACACGAAAUACCACUAAGUGCUGUUCCGUGUUUAAACUACCGGAAAGCGCUGGAUAAAGAGGCUGAAGCCAAGAAUGCAUCAAUUGUUGAGCCAGUUCCUGAGACCAACGGAACAGCUAUGAACGGACACGAACUGCUGCCAUUGCCUAAUGCAAAAAUUGAGACAGUUAAAGAGAAUUUGAAAGCUCAGAGUCUGACAUCGGCUGAAGUGACGGAAUAUUGUCAGAGACUCUUUAAUUUUAAAACGAUCAAAGUGAGAAGAUUCAAGUCUUGGUCAGCUCGGCGAAAGUUCACGAAGAAUAAGAAGCAAAUUAAGAAUCUUCAGAGGCCAACUUUACCAGAUGGCACGAAGUUAAUUACGUUUCCUGUGCUCAAUACCGAAGGUGAAAAUUCAAGUGCUGUCCGGACAAAGAAAGAAUGGAUCAUGAAUCCUAAUGGGAAGAGCUUUGUUUGUAUAUUGCAUGAAUAUGUUCAGCAUGCGUUGAAAAAACAACCGUCGUAUGAAUUUAAGGAAUUGGAGAAUGCAGCAACUCCCUAUUCGGCCACUGUGGCCAUUAAUGGAUUGAAAUAUGGCACGGGUUAUGGGACAAGUAAGAAACAGGCAAAGAGUGAAGCAGCCAGGGAGACCUUAGAGAUUCUCAUUCCACAGAUGAAGGACAAAAUAACGGGAGACAAAGAAGCCAGUAGUUCGAAUUCAAGGAGCAGUUAUCACGAUCUGUCGGUUUUCGAUGAGAUCAAAAUUGAGGAUCCUCGAGUGGCGGAAUUUUGUGCCAAGACUACAGAACCAUCUCCUCAUGCCAUCCUCCUGACGUGCUUACAGCGAAACUUCGGUUUAGGUGAUGUUCAUAUCCAGUACGAGAUCAAUAAUGUCAAUCACAAAAAGAAUGAAUUUAAGAUGAUCGUGGGCAAGCAUACGGCUUCAGUUGUGUGCAAGAACAAGAGAGAUGGCAAGCAGAGAGCGUCUCAAGCGAUACUGCAGAUUCUGCAUCCGCACAUCAAGACCUGGGGCAGUUUGUUGCGUCUCUAUGGCAAUCGCAGCAUUAAGAGUUUCAAAGAGAAGAAACAGGAGGAGCAGGAGAUAACGGUGCUGCAAAGCAAGGCUGCUAUUAAUCAGCCCAAUUAUGCCAUCCUGGACAAACUGAAGCUGGAAAUGACGAAAUUGAUGGAGAGGGAUGAAGCUGUUAAGCCAAUUGGAACAUUUGUUCCACCAACAGACAUUAGUUUACCCACAGCUACAGGAUCCAAUCUCAAGAACGUAGACUUAUAGCUCUAAAAUCCCAAAUUCAAUUCACAAGCUUCCCUUCCAAUCACUUAACUUAAGAAGACAUAUAGGUUCAUAGUUCUAGUCGAUAAUGUCCCAGUGAGGCUGCCUAGCAUGAAAAUUCUACUUCAAAAUUCUAAAUUAUUUUUAAUGCAUCUUAUCGUGAUUUAAUAUUUUUUUCCCAACAAAAAUUGUAAAAUUUCAAAUAAGAAAGUUGUAUUAGCACUCUAAAGAGAAGCAAUAUUGAAUGCUGCAAAAUAUACUAAUAUUAUUUUAUACAUUUAAGAAAGAAAAAAAGGACAAAUUUUAUGAAUGCUUUCAAUCACUUUGAAAAGUGCCUUUGGAAAAGCUUUCCGAGGGUCUUUAGCAAAAAAAUAAAUGAUAACAUCUGUUAA
This is a messenger RNA of Phlebotomus papatasi, 2225 nucleotides long. It is a transcript of the gene pasha, whose product is annotated as microprocessor complex subunit DGCR8. The transcript is spliced from 4 exons. Gene Ontology annotation, biological process: primary miRNA processing. Gene Ontology annotation, molecular function: double-stranded RNA binding; identical protein binding; heme binding. The record is from RefSeq and is a predicted model, not a curated record. NCBI's taxonomy places the organism in Eukaryota, Metazoa, Arthropoda, Insecta, Diptera, Psychodidae. Bases 154 to 1836 code for a protein of 560 amino acids. Gene Ontology annotation, cellular component: microprocessor complex.